Messenger RNA from Manihot esculenta (cassava), 842 nucleotides. RefSeq names its product early light-induced protein, chloroplastic. Bases 92 to 685 code for a protein of 197 amino acids. The record is from RefSeq and is a predicted model, not a curated record. Lineage: Eukaryota; Viridiplantae; Streptophyta; Magnoliopsida; Malpighiales; Euphorbiaceae. The transcript has 3 exons.
CAGCUUCGAUCACUACUCAUCGGAGAAUUGUAAAUUAUACACUUUCUUCUAACAAAAGCUCUCUUUCCACUGUCUAUAAUUUGUUAACAUCAUGGCCGGAGCAACAGCAUUGCAAGCCGCAGUCCUGGCAAGCCCAGCAUUCCGUAUUUCUAAUCGAGCCAGGGUGAGCCACUUCUUUCCAACACCAUACGUGCCUCAACUGCGACGAAGCUCCUACAGGAUCAACACUUCAAUAAAGUGCAUGGCAGAGGGAGAUGAGAAGUUGCAAGAGAAGCAGAAGAUACAGCAAACUCAACCUGAACCUGUAACCACACCCCCUGCCUCUGCUGCUGCUGCAAAGGUGAGCACGAAAUUCUCGGACGUGUUGGCAUUCAGUGGGCCAGCUCCAGAGAGGAUUAACGGGAGACUGGCCAUGAUUGGGUUUGUUGCUGCCUUGGCAGUGGAGUUAUCCAAUGGCCAGGAUGUGCUGGACCAGAUAUCCAACGGUGGAAUCACAUGGUUCUUGGGAACUAGUAUCGUGCUCUCUCUCGCAUCACUCAUCCCCUUGUUCAAAGGCGUGAGUGUAGAGUCGAAAUCAGAUGGAUUCAUGACAUCAGAUGCGGAGCUGUGGAAUGGGAGGUUCGCUAUGUUGGGUUUGGUUGCAUUGGCCUUCACAGAAUAUGUCAAGGGUGGGGCUCUUGUAUAAUUCUUCAUCUAGCAUGUAUAGAUAGCAAAAUCAAUCAACUAGGAGACGUUAUUUUGUCUGUUUCCUUUCCUUUUUCUGUUCUUUUUUAAUUUGGCUUUCAUUUUGUAAGUGUAGCGUGUGUUGAUGCGCAAUAAAUUUUCAGAUAGCGUAACGUAUA